Musa acuminata AAA Group (dessert banana) is the source of this 1369-nucleotide messenger RNA. RefSeq names its product NAC domain-containing protein 21/22-like. The record is from RefSeq and is a predicted model, not a curated record. Lineage: Eukaryota; Viridiplantae; Streptophyta; Magnoliopsida; Zingiberales; Musaceae. Gene Ontology annotation, biological process: regulation of DNA-templated transcription. Bases 129 to 1220 code for a protein of 363 amino acids. The transcript has 3 exons. Gene Ontology annotation, molecular function: DNA binding.
CUUCCUUGCAGAUAAAUCUUUCUUACUCGACUUAGCAAGAAGAAUGACUCGAGAACAAAUCUGCAUGUCGCCAUCAACGUCAACAAGCAACGUGGGAAGGAUGAUAGGAGCGGGAAAAAGAAUGUGGCAUGAUUCAUCCCCUCUCCCUGCAACCUCCAAUCUAUGCCAUGCUAUUGCUCCCCUUUAAAGUUGACUUGGCGAACCUAUUCAUACAACACCUAAGCCCCCCCCUAGCCUUAAUACAUCCCAUCCCAUCCUUGCUUCCAAUCUGUGGCUUGGCGGCUCUCAUGAACGCCACCAUGAGCAUGUUGAGCAUGGUGGAGGCGAAGCUGCCUCCAGGUUUCAGGUUCCACCCGAGGGACGACGAGCUCGUCUGCGACUACCUCGCCGCGAAGGCCGCCGGAGGCAGCACCGAGAGCAGUUCCAUGAUGAUGGUGGAUGUUGAUCUCAACAAGUGUGACCCAUGGGAUCUUCCUGUGAACCGUUCAGUUUCCACUGAAGUAGAUUGUUUCCGUGGAUCAGCUGCUGCAUGUGUUGGGGGCAACGAGUGGUACCUCUUCAGCCUUCGAGAUCUGAAGUACGCGACCGGGCAGCGGACCAACCGGGCGACCAUGUCAGGCUACUGGAAGGCCACAGGGAAGGAUAAACCAGUGACCCGAAAAGGAUUGCUGGUUGGGAUGAGGAAGACUUUGGUGUUCUAUCAAGGGAGAGCUCCCAAGGGGAAGAAGACAAAGUGGGUCAUGCAUGAAUUCCGCAUGGAAGGAUCUGAUGGUGCUCCGAAGUUGCCUUUCAAGUCAGACUGGGCCCUGUGUAGAGUCUUCUGCAACAACAGAAGGAUCUCCACCAUGCCAAGCAUGGAGUCAAGCCAUGAAAACUCAGGUUCACAGUCCCUCUCAGCUCUAAUGGACAACUGCAUCACCUUUGACCAAACCCCUUUCUACUCAGAGGGUUUUGAGCAGGUGCCCUGCUUCUCCAGCCUAUCUCCAAGCUAUGUAUCCCAGUGCCAAGACUUUGUCCUAACAAAAUGCUUAGCUCAAACCGGUGGUUUGCCUGAGUUGAACUCUGGAUUGAACCAGCUCACUGGUGACAGAAGGGACUCGAGAACAGUUCUGAACCACCUCAUCAAGUUUGAGGGUGAUCCAAAGGGAAAGGUGGUGCCACAAGGGGGUUUUGAGGAUUACUCAACACACAAUCGUCUGCCAUCAACUUGGAAUCCUUGAGGCUUGGUGAGGUCGGUGGGCAACUAGAACAGAAGAUACCACCUACUUGUAGUCACUCAUUAAAGUUGUCUACAUGUAUAGUUUGGUGACUGACUGUAUUCAUAGACACUGCAUAAUCUUCUAUCUCCUAUUAUGAGAUUUUAUUAUUA